Messenger RNA from Oikopleura dioica, 297 nucleotides. The record is from the annotation of a GenBank genome assembly. Lineage: Eukaryota; Metazoa; Chordata; Appendicularia; Copelata; Oikopleuridae.
AUGCCCGAGCUUCUCACCAAAGCGUAUAAAAACGGAGCGCAGGGACACAAGAAAAGUCCCAAGAAGAAAGCCCUUAUCAGGGCUACAAAUUUCAAUAAGAACUGCCGCUCCAGUUCUCGUUCGGCGUAUUUUCGAAAAGCCAGCUACGUCUACGAUGAUCUGAUGGAAAAGCGCCAGUACUUCAACAACAUGCUUCCAGAAAUGUCUGUAAUGGAGCCAGUGUUUGGCCGAAGAAAAGCCACCCUGAGAAGACGACUUCAAAACUACAUCCGAGCAAAUCGCCGUUCAAGUGUCUAA